Pan troglodytes (chimpanzee) is the source of this 1653-nucleotide messenger RNA. RefSeq names its product nuclear RNA export factor 5 (gene NXF5). The transcript is spliced from 16 exons. Lineage: Eukaryota; Metazoa; Chordata; Mammalia; Primates; Hominidae. The record is from RefSeq and is a predicted model, not a curated record. Gene Ontology annotation, cellular component: cytoplasm; nucleus. Gene Ontology annotation, molecular function: protein binding; RNA binding. Gene Ontology annotation, biological process: poly(A)+ mRNA export from nucleus.
CAGAGGAGUUUGUUUUCUGGGGCUUGUGUGAUCGGUCCCUUGGGGCAGGUUGGCACUUUGCUUGUCCUACCACGGAGUUAGCCCACAACAUGAGACAUGGUAAGUGGACCAUUGAUGUGUCUUCAAACUUGUGUUUUGUUCCCAAUUGCAGAAUGCCGUAUAUGUAGUAGCACUUUUCAAAGAAGGAAGAAAGGUGGGAGUCAUUUCCAGGGUAAUUUUGACAAGAGGAACUGUCAUUAUGAACAUGGUGGGUAUGAACUUCUGCCUUCACGCUGCCGGGAGAAUGAUGGAAGCAUGGAGAUGAGGGAUGUCCACAAGGACCGCCAACUAAGACACACUCCUUAUAGAAUCCAAUGCAACAGGAAGCUAGUGAAAUGACAUAGUGAAGAUCAAAUCCAUAUUACCAUUUGGAGAAAUAGAAAACCUCCAGAGAGAAAAAUGAGGCGGAACACACAAGAUGAAAACAUGAGGAAAUGGUUCAAGGUCACAAUUCCUUAUGGGAUAAAGUAUGACAAGGCAUGGCUAAUGAAUUCAAUCCAGAGCAAUUGCAGUGUCCCCUUCACUCCGGUUGAUUUCCACUACAUCCGAAAUCGGGCAUGCUUCUUUGUCCAGGUUGCUAGUGCUGCCUCCGCAUUGAAGGAUGUCAGUUAUAAGAUUUAUGAUGAUGAGAACCAAAAGAUAUGUAUAUUUGUCAAUCAUUUUACUGCGCCCUACUCUGUGAAGAAUAAGUUGAAGCCAGGCCAAAUGGAGAUGCUAAAGCUGACCAUGAACAAACGGUACAAUGUCUCCCAGCAAGCUCUUGAUCUCCAGAAUCUCCGCUUUGACCCAGACUUGAUGGGCCGUGACAUUGAUAUAAUCCUGAAUCGAAGAAACUGCAUGGCUGCCACCCUGAAGAUCAUUGAAAGAAAUUUCCCUGAGCUGUUGUCUUUGAACUUGUGCAACAACAAACUGUACCAGCUGGAUGGCCUUUCUGACAUUACAGAGAAGGCUCCCAAAGUCAAGACCCUGAAUCUCUCCAAAAAUAAGCUGGAGUCGGCGUGGGAGUUGGGCAAGGUGAAAGGGCUGAAGCUCGAAGAGCUAUGGCUAGAAGGGAACCCGUUGUGCAGCACCUUCUUGGACCAGUCCGCCUAUGUAAGUGCCAUCCGGGAUUGUUUCCCCAAGUUGUUACGCCUGGACGGCCGAGAGUUAUCUGCACCAGUGAUUGUUGACAUUGACAGCUCUGAGACAAUGAAACCCUGCAAGGAAAACUUUACUGGAUCUGAGACCCUAAAGCAUUUAGUCCUGCAAUUCCUGCAGCAGUAUUACUCGAUCUAUGACUCUGGAGAUCGACAGGGUCUCCUCAGUGCUUACCACGAUGAGGCCUGCUUCUCCUUGGCUAUUCCCUUCGACCCCAAGGACUCAGCCCCGAGCAACUUGUGCAAGUACUUCAAGGAUAGCAGGAAUAUAAAAAUUCUCAAAGACCCCUACCUGCAGAGGAAGCUGCUAAAGCACACAAAAUGUCCACGAAAUGUGGACUCCCUCAGUGCAUUGCCUGAAACUCAGCAUGACUUCAGCUCCAUCCUGGUGGACAUGUGGUGCCAGACCGUGAACACCUGCUUCCUCCCUCGGGCAGGCCCAGAGAGCCAGAGUGGAAGGAUGGUCUCAGGGUUCUGA